AUGCCCACCAGACUGAGCAAGACCCGCAAGCACCGCGGACACGUUUCCGCCGGCCACGGCCGUGUUGGAAAGCACAGGAAGCACCCCGGUGGUCGCGGUAUGGCUGGUGGUCAGCACCACCACAGGACCAACCUCGACAAGUACCACCCGGGAUACUUCGGAAAGGUCGGAAUGCGGUAUUUCCACAAGACGAACCAGCAGUUCUGGAAGCCCGUCAUCAACCUGGAUAAGCUGUGGACGCUGGUGCCCGCCGAGAAGCGCGACGAGUAUCUCCAGAAGAAGACGGAUAAGGCGCCCGUGCUGGAUCUGCUGUCUCUUGGGUACGCCAAGGUGCUCGGCAAGGGCAGACUUCCCAAUGUGCCCAUUGUUGUGCGGGCUCGCUAUGUCUCUGCUGAGGCUGAGAAGAAGAUCAAGGAGGCCGGCGGCGUCGUCCAGCUCGUCGCGUAA
Messenger RNA from Westerdykella ornata, 447 nucleotides. RefSeq lists its product as uncharacterized. NCBI's taxonomy places the organism in Eukaryota, Fungi, Ascomycota, Dothideomycetes, Pleosporales, Sporormiaceae. Gene Ontology annotation, molecular function: structural constituent of ribosome. Gene Ontology annotation, biological process: translation. The transcript has 4 exons. The record is from RefSeq and is a predicted model, not a curated record. The coding region runs from base 1 to 447 and encodes 148 amino acids. Gene Ontology annotation, cellular component: cytosolic large ribosomal subunit; ribosome.